AUGGGCGCCGCGGCGACCCCGCCCUCGGCCGCGCCUCGGAAACGAAACCGGCGCGGGGGCUGCGGCAGGGAGGCGCCGCGGGGAAAUGGAAGCCAAGUUCGGCCGGGAAAGGAAAGCGGGACGCCCUGGCGGGGCAGAGUCCUGGAGCUUGGGGCGUCCUCUCUGGCCUCUCCUCACCUUGAGGUCUGCGCCGUAAACAGCCGGCGCUCGGGGAGGAAACGCUUGGCCCCGGGGCCCAGGGCAGUCCAGGGCAUCCUGUGGACCCUCGUGCCCACUGCUUUUGCUGGAAAGAUGCUGAGCACGUUCAGGCAGCCUCUGAGCUCUCUGUGGAAGAGCCUGGUCCCUCUGCUCUGCUGGCUGAAGACAGCACUCCGGUUGCCAGGCACCGAGAGGAGGCAGCAGCAGCAUGUCAGGAAAGAGCCAGAUGAGACCAGAGAGGAAGAGAAAGAGGACAUCCUUCUGCCCACCACCCCCACCAGUGUCAGCUACCAUUUCACGCGCCAGUGCAACUACAAACGUGGGUUCUGUUUCCACACGGCCAAAACGUCCUUCGUGCUGCCCCUUGAGGACGACCAGAGAGGACUGCUCUUGCUUAAGGAGGCUGGUGAAGCAAAGGUAACAAACACAGCAGGGGGCAGACCAGAAUUAUUUGACAUAAGAACAAAGUAUAAUUCAUACCUCACUGAGUUUUGUAUGAAGGAAAGUUUCUUUUUAAAAAUUAAAAGAUAGAUGCAAGCAAAAUAUAGCUUAUCAUAAAGAGAUGUGAGUGGCCUGAAGCGUCCUUGGAUAGAAAUGUUUAAAGAUGGUCGUUUUCCCUCAGGUAAAUACUUGGACAUUCUCGCCUUCUCCUGUGACAGCUUUGACCAGCAAAUCAGUGUCCUCAUUGGCCAUGGCCAAGGAAAGAAGAACCGUGUGGAAAAUCUUCAAAAACUGAGAACGUGGUGUAGGGAUUACAGAGUCGCUUUCAAGAUCAAUUCUGUCAUUAACCGAUUCAACGUGGACGAGGACAUGAACGGACAGAUCAAAGUGCUAAACCCUGUCCGCUGGAAAAGGGCAGAGCGUCCAGGCUUGCUGGAAUCUGUUGGAAACUGUAUGCGCUCAAACCCUGUGAAAGACUCCUACCUUAUCCUGGAUGAAUAUAUGCACUUUCUGAACUGCAGAAUUGGAUAGAAGGAUCCUUCCAAAUCCAUCCUGGAUGUCGGAGUAGAAGAGGCUAUAAAAUUCAGUGGAUUUGAUGAGAAGAUGUUUCUGAAGCGAGGAGGAAAGUAUGUAUGGAGCAAGGCAGAUCGGAAGCUGGAUUGGUAAAGCUGUAAGUGGAACAAGACUUAAACCCACCAGUG
Molecule: messenger RNA, 1340 nt
Organism: Lemur catta (Ring-tailed lemur)
Lineage: Eukaryota; Metazoa; Chordata; Mammalia; Primates; Lemuridae
Gene: RSAD2
Product: radical S-adenosyl methionine domain containing 2
Exons: 7
Biological process (GO): defense response to virus; positive regulation of immune response
Cellular component (GO): mitochondrion; endoplasmic reticulum
Molecular function (GO): 4 iron, 4 sulfur cluster binding
Source: RefSeq, a predicted model, not a curated record